UUUUUUAUUUUGUUCAGAAAUAAAUGAGCAUAAAAAAUGCAACUCGUGAUUUUUAAUUGCUUGAGAGUCAUGGGUACUCUCUAGAAAGACUCGUAAUUAUCCCCUCUUAUAAUUUAUCGUCGGGUACUCGUUCAAUGAGAAUCCCGACGUUUUCAUUACAAUCAUUGACAUUCGUUUAUUCAGUCGUCGCUGAUCGCUGAUUUGAAACAUCAAUAAAAUGGUUGGGAUGGUGAUGAGCCUUCCCCCACGAAUCCCGAUGAGACUUUUCGACGGAAGUGGAUGGAGGGCGUUCUUCGGAAGGAUUUGACGAAGAACAUUGGCGUCAGUAAUUUCAAUUCAGAACAGCUUAAGCGACUGCUCAAAAGCUGCGAAGUAAAACCUAUGAUCAACCAGAUCGAAGUCCAUCCUUACUUGACGAACAAGCAACUCUCGAAAUUCUGCAAAGAUCAUCGAUCGAGGACAUCUCAAGUCAUUCUCGUGAUUCUCAAGUCAUUCUCGAAGACACGUAUCCUCGAAAAUUCUCAAGUUUUCGAUUUUCAACUGAAUUCCGAAGACAUGCGUACAUCGACACUUUCGAUAUCGACUGGUGAAUCUGUCCCAUACCUGGUGCUACAGCAAGCCCCAUCUGACCAUUCCGCAUUCCUUACUGUUCAACGAAAGGCCCGCAACAAAUUACGUAAAUGAAUAUUUUACAUUUUAUUUUUUACUCGAGCAAUUUUAUCCAACUAAAUUCCAAAAUGUUUCAAUUAUUUAUCAUAAUUGUUCAUUUCUUUUAGAGUAUUCUUUUAUCUCCCCCUCGACGAUCCUUUCCCAUUGCAGCAUGUCAGGGUCUAUUCUUCAUCAUGAAAUAGUAAUGGAAAAUAUCCGAU
Fopius arisanus is the source of this 869-nucleotide messenger RNA. RefSeq names its product 1,5-anhydro-D-fructose reductase-like. The coding region runs from base 280 to 684 and encodes 134 amino acids. The record is from RefSeq and is a predicted model, not a curated record. Lineage: Eukaryota; Metazoa; Arthropoda; Insecta; Hymenoptera; Braconidae. Gene Ontology annotation, molecular function: oxidoreductase activity. The transcript has 4 exons.